Molecule: messenger RNA, 2661 nt
Organism: Oldenlandia corymbosa var. corymbosa
Lineage: Eukaryota; Viridiplantae; Streptophyta; Magnoliopsida; Gentianales; Rubiaceae
Source: the annotation of a GenBank genome assembly
AUGGAUUCUGCACAGAAAAGAAAUAUCCCUAUUUCUGAAGGUGCUUUGAUUCCAUCAGCUGAUCCUGUUGUUCCAGAAAACGCCAAUGAUAUUCAAGAAGUCCCAGGGGAAGCAUAUGUUACUCCGCCCGUUCAAACAUCAGUGUCUUCAUCAAAAACCCCUGAUGAUGGAUCCCAUAUUGCAAUUCCUUCUGUGAAUUCAACUGCUCAAAGUGGAACUCCUGCUGUUACUCCUCCCGUCCCACAACUUGCUGCACAAAGGUAUAUUGUGGACAUCAAUGGGUUGGUGCCAACCAAAACCAUACAUUUCAACAUUGUCGUUCGUGUGAUGACUAUAUGGAAAAUGUAUGAUACUCAAAACAAGAAGGAUGUCAAAUCACUUGAAUUGUCUUUGAUUGAUGCUCAGGGUUCCAAGAUCCAGGCUACCAUACCUGCUCGAAUCAUGAAAGAUUUUGUAAAGUACUUUAAAGAUGAAGGUGUAUGCAGGAGGCUGUCACGUUUUGAUCACUGUCUUAACAUAAAUGGAGGUUACCGUUGCUCCAAACACGAGUAUAAAAUUGUGUUUGGAUCUGACACUUUGGUUGAACAAGCUGUUGACCUUGACAUACCUAAUCAUGUAUUUAAGUACACUCCUUUUGCAGAAAUUACGAAUUUUGUUGCCAACUUUGACUAUUGUUGUGAUUUGAUAGGACACAUAAUUGGCUACAGUGAUCCUAUUGUUGAAAAGGGUAAGAAGAGGAUUUCUGUGCAACUGGAGGAUGAAAGAGCUGACACGUUAAAGGUUACUCUUUGGGAAGAACACGCUGACCGUGUUCUCAAUUGUAUGAAUAAUGAACCCGAAUAUCCUGUUGUUUUGAUUGUGCACCAAAGUUUCACUACAACCAACCUAUUUAAUGGCGGGAUAUACCUCAAUGAUAUGAACAUUGCGACAUAUACGAGUACAAACACAGGUUACACAACGUUUGAAGACUUUGUCCGUGAUGCAGAGAUGCUAACUUUGUCUGGAAUUAGCGAAUUGGAUCAGGCCUGCAACGUUGUAGUAUUUGCUAAGAUAAGUGGAUUAGCAAAGGAAAAUGAAUGGUCAUACACAGGGUGCAGCCUCUGUAACAGAAAGGUUUUUGAGAUAGAAGAUGCUGAGAAGAACAAUGGAGGAAAUAAAAAGUUAUCAUUUGCAAAGAGCAGAAGGACAGAUAAUGGAAAGGCAAUUUCAUGUCCGAAAAAAUGGAUGUGCAGCAGUCAUGGACCUGUUUCUGCUGUUGGGCCAAAAUUCAAACUGCAGGUAUAUGUUGUUGAUGGUUCAGGUAGCAGGAUUGCUACACUUUGGGACAGAAUGGUUUACAAUUUCAUAAACAAGAGUGCUGCCGAACUAAUUCAGGAGGGGAACUUAGAUUACCCUGAAAUCCUAGAGGAAAUUGUGGGGAGAAAGUGUUUGUUCAGGCUGGAUGUGUCCAAUUACAAUAUUAGGAACAAUACAAGUGAGAUAUCGGUUGCAAGGAUUGCUACUGAUCAUGAUAUUAUAAAGAAGUACCUCGAAGCUGUUUCUGAUGAUCAGGACAUUGACCCAGAGCUAAGUGCAGAAUUCUAUCACUCUGUGACUCCAAAUCAGGACAGCAAUGCUAAGACAGCUGUUUCGUGCACUGAUGAAACUGAUUUGAUGUUGAUUGGAGAUGACUCUGCCGAUAGUCCUCCUCCUAAGAAGUUUACAAAUGCACAUGAAGUUUUGAGAAGAAAAACACGUUAUAUUUCAGCAGUCAAAAUGGAUUAUGGUUAUGAUCAAUUGGUUUUAGUUCCAGCAAACAUUCGAACAAAAGGAUUGAUACUUAGCAGUAACCUCACUGCAAUUUUAAGACAUGUUGGACAGCAAAUCAUGAUUGAAGUACCAGGGAUUGGCAGUGUUUUUGCAAAUAUGCAUAUUAAUAAGAAAAAGAGGUGUCAAUUAUACGGAUCUGCACUUGAGGAGUUCUUUGCAGCCAUCGGUGUUUUUCCUCAAUCUAAGAUUCAUGUUAUUUAUCACAAGUCUUCUAAUGUUCUGCAUUUAUUUAAUUUUAAUCACGAUGGAUGCCAACGUUUUUCCCCUGAUCUUAAUGCAAACAUUGGACAUCGGUAUCUUUUGGAGUUAAAUCCUAACAAUUCUCUCCGAUGUGUUAUUAACCCACAGUACUUUAGGGGUAUAGAUUGGCCUUUGAAUCAAACUGUUUCGCUGAUCCUUGAUGAUAAACAUAAACAGUGGAAUUUUAAUAUAUAUACACAACAGGGUGAACCUGUAGGUUUUGAAGGCAAAAUGUGGGCAGAAUUUCAUGAUCUUUACUUUAAUCAUCUACGAGGUGUAAAUGUAAUAUUCAUUUACACAGGGCAAUUAUACUUUAGGUUAAGGGUUUUCAACCUUCAAGGUUCUUCUUGUGAUCGGGAUAUAUCGCUUCGGAUUCAUCGAAGAAGACUUGAUAUUCAAGACUACAAUAGUUUGAUCAUAUACUAUGAUGAAGAACCUGUUAUCAGAAUGGGCCGUGUCUAUUUAUCUGAUUAUCCUAAUCGCUUCAUUGUCAAAGGAGACAUUGAGUACAUGAUGGGUUUAAAAAAGAUCCCUACUGGUAUCAAGCUCGGUUUUCAUAUAGAUGCAAGAAAGGCAGUUAAUAAGGAACAUUUAAUCUUGGAAGUACUGUAA